Molecule: messenger RNA, 1833 nt
Organism: Pocillopora verrucosa
Lineage: Eukaryota; Metazoa; Cnidaria; Anthozoa; Scleractinia; Pocilloporidae
Source: RefSeq, a predicted model, not a curated record
AACAUGGCGGAUCUUUCGAAAGAUCUCCCUCUCACGUUUCGUAUUGCAGAACCAAGCGAUUUUGACGAAAUUAUAAGGUUAUCAAAUGAAGUUUUCCCAAGUGGAAAUGACUAUCUUCAGCACAAGAUCAAUAAGUGGCUUCAGAUGAACAAUUUGGCCAUAUUGCUUGCAUUUGUCGAUGAGAAGUUAGUCGGGUUACAAGCUUGCUUCAUCGUGGAUGAGGGACAAACAUUUGUUCGUCAGGCGAUGCGGUUCGCUCCAGACUUACAAGGCAGAGGUCUCUCGCGAAAACUUUCGCAAGCCAUGGAUGCCUACGUUCGGAAGAACUUCCCAAGUGUUCGGAGGUUGCGUUUUUCGAACUAUGUUUAUCGCGAAUACUCGUCUGCUACGAAGAUGGUUCUAGAGUUGGAUAAGUUAGGGUACAGAGUGGAGCACUUACCGCUUGAUCCUCACAUGCCUUGCUCAGUGAAAAAUUCAGAGCUCGUUUCAUGUUCUAAGAAAUAUUUCUCAGAAGUCAUUCUGUCUCGCGCAUUUUCACACAAACUCUUCCCACUUAAUGUCCUAAUUGUUGACUGGUGCCCUUUCGAGGCCCUCUGUUCAAAUAUCGAUUACAUUUUACAAGACGACGAUUUAUUACUGACCGAGAGAUGUGACGAAUACGAGAUGCCGAGGUCUUUUAGCUUUGGUCGGCUGUCACCGAAAGCAAAAGUUAAGGAGUGGAUCGUGUCAGUGUACACUGACGACCCAAGGCUAUUUGAAGCUCAUGUUAUUCAACAGUACUACGACGCUUGCAAGAUUAUCAAGGAAGAAUUUACUUUUGUGUCUUUCCAUGACAAAGGGCUGAGGAACCUUGGAAAAAAGACACUGGGAGAGAAACUAAACUUGCAGCAUGAUGAGUUUUAUAUGAAUGAAUCUCUUUUCUUGUAUGAAAGGGAUUUUGGUAUGAUAGAUUCAGGCAAUGUUUGUGAGGGAAAACAACUGUGAAGGACACAAAUAGAAUUAUUUCAAAACUCAGCAUUGCUAAUGUGCAAUGAGAAAGUUAUUUAAAUAUUUAUUUAGUUCUCAACCACAAUUUUUUUCAUUAGAUAGCAUUUUCUGUUGCACUGUCACUGUGCAAUCACCUGAAAAAUGUGGUGAGCAUUCAAACUCCUAGGUUGCUAUGAUGUUUGAAAGUGAAAGCCCAUUGUGUAUGCAGGAAUACUGAAAAUAAAUUAAUGGCUGGUGACGAUGGAAAUCUUGAUCGAACUGAGCUACUGUUUCAGGCCGAAAGCUUCCUUCUCUAGUGAGUCUAAUUCAUCAGCCAUGAACGCGGCUAAUGCUGAAUUCUAAGAUUCUGAACACCCCACCGCCAUAUAAAAUUGUCUGUUCUUAGCUGCCUUCCAUCUUGAAGGUAUCAGGGGUUGUUGGAGGGGAAAAAGUUAACACUAGUGCGAUACAAUUUGGAAACCUUCUAAGCCACUCCUUAACUGUUGAUGUAACGUAAUAAUUAAUCACUGAUGACAUCCUAAUGACACCAAUUGUGGUUUCACGUGAGAAACUUUGAGACGCGGUUUAGAAGAACAGCAUCGGUAGUUUGACGCCAGCUCGGCUCAUUAGGUUCAUAAUUAAAACAUUGUGGAGUAUAAACAUCAACUUACGCCAAAUAACUUUGAGCUUCCACAAUGACACAUUCGACCUGUCAUACGCUUAAAUUAAGGCAAUAACUGACUAAAGAUAAUUGUGUUAAAUCAGCCGUCACUGAGAUACCUAAGAGUUUUUACUUUGAAAAUCAUGUACUUUUACACCCAUCCAGUGUAUUUCAUUACUUCAACUUUACACCACACGACUAUUAGC